GACUUAGUGCCAUUUACAGUUAAGAUCGGAAGAGAACAGACGGAUUCUAACGAGACAGAAGGGAACUACUUGUUGAGAGACAAUAUGGAACAUCUGACGUCUAAUUUAAUUCUGUUGGCGGUAAUAAUUUCGUGUGUUUUCGCAUUGGUUCCAAAAUCUAACAUGAAGUGUGAAUGUACGUGUUCGCCUAAAAACAAUCCUUCAAAAAAAUAUCUUGCUGUUGGAAAUUUUGAAGCUUCGUUUAAACCAAAGACUGAAACUGUAAUGAAUACAGAAACAAUUCCAAGUGUUCCCGAGGAGUUAUUAGAGACAUCAGCUUUCAGGAAUGUGGACUCUUUUACAAAACAGGACUCAAAGAGUCUUAAAAACAAAACAAUUAAAGAAUCAGAAUCAAAAACAAAGAAUUUACCCAUAAAACAGAAAUUACCCAUCGCAAAGAAAGUACCAAUACCGCCUGUGCCACCUGUGCUGAGCUAUUCCUCAAAUCCAAUAAUAGAAAGCACAAUAUCACCGACAACUGUGACUGUUCAACCAGAUCCUCCUAUUGACCUAGGCGUAACUCCGUCUGCUUUUCGAAAGGCACAGAGGAUGACUUUAAAAGAGUCAAAUGAACCUACAAUUAACAAAAUUUUAAAAAGCCCGACAGAUUCCAGGAAAAUUAAUCAAUUGACGAAAUCAGAAGUUAUUACACUCGAUGAUAUCAUUUUUGGUAAGGUGCCGUAUGACUUUGGUUCUAGAGGUAUUCAAAGGAAAUUCUUGACUGAAACGAAAGAAUUGGACACAAAAACUAACAAACCAACUACAAUGGAAUCCUCCAAAACAACUGUAAAUAAAACCACUUCCGCAAAAACAACCAUCACGGAAACAACUGCCUCGAAAACACCUAAAUCUACAUCAACAUCGAGUGCAACUGAAACGACUGCCUCAGAAACGACAGUUUUAGAAACAACUCCACUGGAAACAACAGCCAUCGAGAGAAGUCCGUCUAGCACAAGCCCUUCAACUGAGAUGUCAUCUUCAACAACUCCUACAACGAUCACAACUACAGAUGCACCAACGACUAUGCAGACGACAACAAAAACAAGGUCUAAUCGGGGACUUUUACCACUUUUUAGAACAGCUUACUCACCAAAGGCAAAGAAAUCAGAAAAACCAAAGACGACAAUCGCGCCAACUACUCGAAAUACCGAACCUGAAAUUAAAACAGUUACAACGACAACAAAGACAACAACGCCGUCUCCCACAACCACAACUCGAAAACAAACAAAGACAACUAGAACCCCUACCACAACAGUAAGAACAACAGUAAGACCAACAAUUAAAACUACGCAAAGACCGUCAACGAAAAAACAACCCGAAAAAACGUCUCCAAGGAAAGCGACGUACAAUGUACAACGUCCAAAAUUUGACAACUCGGCCCAAAGCAUUGGAAAGUCACUCAUUUCUCAAAGUAAAGUAAAUCCAACUUAUUCUUUCAGUGAUUCGUUCAAAAGAAACACAAUCAAAAAUCUCCUUGAUGCUUUUAAACCAAACUACAUGAAGAAAGAUCUAUACACAGUUACGCCAAAUCCACAACCAAAACGAGCUGAAGUCGUCCAACCCUAUCGUCCUCCAGCUCGUGCUUCAAGGAUGCAACUUCCAAGCGAUAUUCAGUUUGGACGGUUUGAUGAGCGAGUCGCUCGAAUUGCUCCAAGCUAUCAGGUACAUUCCCUAGGAUCUCUGUCUAGUAUGCAAGGACAACCUACAGCCAACUCUCCUGGUCAAAGCUUUGCUGUUUUGAAUUCGCCAAAAGCGCCUCAGCAAGUCGUUUAUCAAGACCGUGUACAAAGUAGUCCGGAGCGAAUGAGCUGGAAUCCUGUGCAAGAGGCGAAAAAAUGGGGAGAGCCAGUUCAAGAGGCGAAAAAAUGGGGAGAACCACAGAACUGGGCACUUUCACAACAGCAGCAGCAGCAAACCUGGAACUCACAAAACCGGCAAUCAUGGAACUCACAACAACUUCAACAACAACAACAACAACAACAAAGGAACCUCGAGCCGAAAAAGCCGGCUUUUCUUUCGCCUGGCUUCGCAAUCGCAGGAGAGGCGCCGCAAGUUCCACAAAAAAUGAAUCCUCCUUUCCCAGGCUUACAAUUACCUCCUAAAAAUCAAAGCCCUAUCGACUUCCGUGUGCAUUAGUCAAUGUUAAUAUCAACAUAUGUGUUGGUGCUUAUAUCACUAUUUAUGAACUGGUGGUUUUGUGAGGAGCUGUGACUGUGUUAUUUGUGUGAAUUCAAUAAUUUUGUGAUUUUUAUUUAUUAUUUUUAUCUUAUUUCAAUUAAACAUCCAUUUUAUACUCUUA
Saccostrea echinata is the source of this 2338-nucleotide messenger RNA. RefSeq lists its product as uncharacterized. The transcript is spliced from 2 exons. Lineage: Eukaryota; Metazoa; Mollusca; Bivalvia; Ostreida; Ostreidae. Bases 85 to 2175 code for a protein of 696 amino acids. The record is from RefSeq and is a predicted model, not a curated record.